AUGGGCAAAAGCUGUGGUUCAUCGCCCCUCCCGACGCAGAACUGGAUCCUGCUUCUGGGUAGCCCAGUCGCUUUGCUGGAUCCGGUUCACGCGCACGGCCUUCAGCUGAAGCGAAUCGUUGACAGCCUCGGAGCCAGGAGUUGCAAUCCGGCCUCGACGUCAGAAGAUGCGCGGGCCUGCGCGAGCACAGCUGAACGGUCUUCCGGGCUGAGGGGCUUGGUGCAAUGUCUCCAGGAGCCGGGUACGGCGCUGUAUCUCCCAACAAUGUGGCUGCAUGCAACGUUGAACGUGGGCGAUGCGGUGGCCUUCGCUCUGCAAGGCAACAUGUUCGCUGGCGCGCACGAGGUCGACAUGCCGGAGCAGCUGGCGCGCGGAUCUGCUGAAAGUCUGUCUUACAACCUGAUCUUCUGCCUCAACGAAAACCGCAUGGACGAGGCCCUCACGCUGGCGAGGAGGAUGAUCGAAGUGGCGCCCAGGGACCUUCGCCCGCACUUCUACGUGGCCGAGAUCCUCGGAAUCUCGGGAGCUGGCGCCGAGGCAGUGGAACAGAUGGAGAAGGCUGUAGAGGUGGCCCUGGCACUUGCAGCGGAAGAGCCUCCGGCGCCCAAGGAGCUGGUGGCUGUAUGGUUGCUGCGCAUUGCCUAUGCGUUCUGCGGACCUCUGGAGAGUAUCCCGAGAGGCGCCGAGAUUGUGGCGCAAGCGCUCGAGUACGACGCGAAUGCCCUGGUGGGCCACCAGAUCGGAAACAUCUUGGAGGAGUGCAGCAAUGUGGCCCAAGAGAUGGCAGAGGAGAUGGAACCGUGA
Symbiodinium natans is the source of this 804-nucleotide messenger RNA. Lineage: Eukaryota; Dinophyceae; Suessiales; Symbiodiniaceae. The record is from the annotation of a GenBank genome assembly.